Ilyonectria robusta is the source of this 492-nucleotide messenger RNA. RefSeq lists its product as uncharacterized. Bases 51 to 299 code for a protein of 82 amino acids. Lineage: Eukaryota; Fungi; Ascomycota; Sordariomycetes; Hypocreales; Nectriaceae. The record is from RefSeq and is a predicted model, not a curated record. The transcript has a single exon.
CCCAAGACCCUCGGUCAGUCACUGCGCAUUCACGCCUUCGUCAGUAACAUAUGAGGACACUGGUAUCAACGGAAGUCGUUGUGAAGACAGCGGCGUAUACUUUUGCCCCUAUGAAGAAUGCAGAAUACGUAAGGCCGACAGAACAUGGAAGCAACAUGUACGGCAUUACGAAACACGUGCAGUGGCGACCGAUGCAAAAUGCGCAAUUCGCGAAGGACGAGGCCAAGUAUGCGCUGAGGAAGGUGAGGACCCUUGGGUCGCUGGAUGGGCGGAAGCCGGAUGUGGAGACGGAGGUGUAAUGUACUUCUGUGGCUUGUAGUUUUGAUCCUGCAUAAAGAGUAUUAUUUUGCUUUCUUUCUGUCUUCCCUACCUGUAUCUUUCGUAUCGGCGGGUUCACCAAGGGGUCAGGCAAUGUUGGCGUUGGUGCUUAUCGAGUUGGAUCACAAGGAAAACGGACAGUUUGGCACGGCAGCACUUGAAUAUGACUUUCCC